Molecule: messenger RNA, 930 nt
Organism: Arachis ipaensis
Lineage: Eukaryota; Viridiplantae; Streptophyta; Magnoliopsida; Fabales; Fabaceae
Source: RefSeq, a predicted model, not a curated record
GUGAUAAGUUCAGAAACAUGAGUGAGGAGAAGAAGGCGAUUGUGAGGGAUCUCGAAUUCGGUGGGUUGAUGCACAUCCCACCACUGAGGGUGGAUCACCAACUGUUAAGGGAGCUGGCAAACAACUUCAAACUUGGGGAGAACAGACUGAAAAGAGGAUAUGGUUCUUUCCAAAUAACACCAAAAACAAUAGGUCAUGCGCUUGGCAUCAAUGCAACAGGAGAUCUAUUUCUUGAGAAAGUUGAGUAUAAGAAACUUUCUGAUGAUGACAAAAUAAUUUUUAGAAGAUUCCAGGGUAAGACCCUCAAAAGUCUUACCGAUGAAAUGAUGGAAAUCGGCGUUGGCAACGAAGAGGAACGCCUGAUGUUCAAGAGGAUAUUCAUCCUCUAUAUACAGAUGGCCUUCCUUUUGCCAACGACGAUAAACAAAAUAUCAUUUGUGCACUUGGCCCCAAUUUUUAAGAUGGACGGCAUAUCGGAGAGAAACUGGGGGGGGCAUGUUUUGACCUUCAUGGUCAAGGGCAUCACAGACUACAAGGAGAAAAAGAAGAAGACAAUUGAUGGCUGCCUCUUCGCCCUGAUGAUAAUUUACUUUCAUCUUUCAAAAAACAAAGGCAAGAAGAGGGCUGAAAGACCACCAAAGCCCUGGAUUGCCAACUGGACUAAGGAGGAGUUGGUGGAAAGAAUGACUGCAGAAAGAGAGGAAAUUUUGGGGAUUGUGAAGAUGGCGGAGACAAGAGCAAGAGAAAAAAUGAAAAAAAAGGAAAAAAAAGAAAAAAAAACAAGAAAUCAAAAAAACAAAAAAAAGGAAGGCGAGUUCAACAUCGUCUUUGGAGACAGAAACAACUACUGACAGUGACACUUCUACCUCUAAGUCUGAGACUCAAGAAGACUCAGAGGAUUCAGGAAGAAAACACCGCAGCAAAAAGGGG